ACUGUCAUAUACUAAAUUUAGAAUGUCUUAACAAAAGCAGUUGCUCAGAUACAGCAUAAGGUACGUUGCUCAGUAUAGCCAGUGAGAGUUUAAAUUUAGAAAAACAGCUUGAUAUCUGGUUAAAUAAAGAUACUAAAAGGGUUUUUUACCUAAUCGUAUAAUCAGCGUAUUUCGCAUCGGCAGUUUGUUUAUACAACCCUCAUGAUUUUGACUAUGCGACUUAUAGAUAUGAAAACUAUUAAAACAGCAAGGAAAUUGCAUAUUGCUAUAAAAGUAUUUUUCAAGUUACGCCAUAGCAUCUUAGAUUCGCCCGGAUACCAGCAGAACAUGCUGCCGAAAUUAUCUGCACAAAUUUUUCUGAUUGGCGAUAACGCCUGGUUACUUGUUGCGCAAACUUGGAUCUGUUUACCCUAUUCAUCAGUUAAAACAUAUAUUUAUAAUAUUAAAUCUUAACAUUCUAUGAAAAUGAGUGUUUCAUUAAUGGUAACUACUACGUCACUGGCGUCACUUGCCGUUUUACUUGAUGUUAUUGCUUUAUCCACAACAAGCUGGUUAACCACAUCCCGAAUGAUGUUGGGAAUAACCAUAGUUACCACCAGCGGACUCUUUCAAGAAUGCAGGAUGUCUAAAUGCCAUACGUUAGUAUUCUCCGACGGAAGGGGGAGAGCAGAAGAUCUGGCAGCAGCUUCUCUUAUUUUGCCUCUAUUUAUAUUGGGUGUUGGAAUUUUUUUUGUAAUAGGAAAUGAAUUUCGAAAUGUUAAUCAUGGCUUCACCGGUGGCGUACUUUUUUCAACCGCAGGACUUUUUGGAUUGAUCGGGGUUUCGGUAUAUAGUGGACUAAAAAAGCAAGUAUUCGUUCCGGGACACACAUCAUCAUUUGGAUACAGUUUUGUAUUGGCAUGUGGAUUCGUGGUAUUGUGCUUGUUAAGUUCAAUGCUGGCUUUCAUAGGAAUGACUAGACCAGACACAAAUGCUGUCAGGUUGAGAAUACUUACUUGACUCGUAAUAACUGUUUUCAGCAGAAUAUUUUGCGCGUACACUAUCGCGAAAUUGUGACAGGCAAGAGAGUCGAUUGCCGAGGAAUGUGAGAAUCACUAUUGUAAUUGAAGACAACAUACAUACAAAAAUGAAAACUUAAAUAUGAUUCGGCUCGGGAGAAUAAAAAGUAAAAAAAGCACAUAUUUGAUGAGUACUUC
Messenger RNA from Styela clava, 1196 nucleotides. RefSeq lists its product as uncharacterized. Gene Ontology annotation, cellular component: plasma membrane. Lineage: Eukaryota; Metazoa; Chordata; Ascidiacea; Stolidobranchia; Styelidae. The record is from RefSeq and is a predicted model, not a curated record.